UGGUCAAUCGGAUCUGCCAGGCGGAAGCUGUCCCUGCCGAUCUAGCUGCAUUUGGACGUCUACAUCAUAGACGAGCCACUUCACUACUUGGCCCUUGAACAUGCUACUACAAUCUAUCAUUGAAGCAAGUGACAGACGGCAAGUUGGCACAGCCAGAGGAGCAUUUGCCCGCGCGUAUCGGAUGAAAGUUUCACGGCAUCAUGGCCUUGCAAUACCUCUUCUUCUGGAAUCUGAAGACUGCGGACGAUAAUAAAUGGCAUCCCGAGAUCGGGCAGAGCUCGACAAAAUACAUUGGCAACCUCCCGCACUUUCUAAGACGCAUGGAUCUUGAAGCUAGCUUGGUCGACGCUGCCCCGUUUGUUGCGGGCGUAGGAGGAGCCCGACACAUCUCUCAGAUUUUCGACUUCGGCUUCACAGCGCCCGCCUCGGUGUUUCGAAACGUCAAGACAAUGACUGCGAUGCACAGAUCCGUGGCCGUGUUGCUACCACUGAUAUGGACCGCACAGGCUGCCGGAGUCCAGUACAGAUUUCUCAUUCCUCGGUGGUGCCACGAUAGAGAGCUUCGACGGGACGAAGAUGAGGUCAGAAAGCACAUCGAUGUGGGUGCUUGCAUUGGUGGAGUGAGCUGGGUUGCUCGGAUGCUGUUCAAGGUCGGAGUUCGCUACUGGGCGCCCAUCGAUGUUGUCCUUGGUGGAGCUUUGGCCGAUCUACUGCAUCGAGAGUACCAGAAAGCGCAUGGCUUCUGAACAUGCCCCGGAGAUGCGACAACGUGAGGCUAAAUGCUCUACUCCGGAAGCGCAAUGUGACGCUUGCGUCGCAGGAAUGCGACUGUCGGUGGCUGCACGAUCUCAUUG
Molecule: messenger RNA, 854 nt
Organism: Cercospora beticola
Lineage: Eukaryota; Fungi; Ascomycota; Dothideomycetes; Mycosphaerellales; Mycosphaerellaceae
Source: RefSeq, a predicted model, not a curated record